AUGCAUCGACUUACAUUCUUUUCUCAAAAGAGUUCGUCAUUAUUUCGACCUUUGAGUUACUUAAAAAAUGAGAAAAUAAUUUGUAUUGGUGGCAAUCGCCGUAAUUCUCUUUCAUUAAUUCUGGAAUCAUCGCCACAACAAUUAUUUUAUCGUCAAAUAUCAUCAAAAAAAAGUGAAGCUAGCAAAAAUGUCGGUGAUAAUAAUGGUGAACAAGAUCCUCAUUCGAAAAUCAUGGAAAUUCUUCGAGAAUCAACUGCAAUGAGUAAUCAAACUCAUGCUAUCGAAUCACAAGUUAAAUAUGGAAAGAUUUUUCGAUACGGGGAAUUAUAUGCUCCAUACGAAUUAAAUGAAGACAAAUACAAAGGUAAAAGAAAUACGGGUAGAUCUACGAGAAAACCACCAACUGUCGAUAUAUUUAAUGCUUUAAAACUUAAUCCAUUAAAUUACAAGUUACUUUCCAAUUUUGUUUCUGAUAUGGGUAGAAUUCUUCCAAGGUCGAUCACAGGUUUGACGGCAAAAAAUCAAAGAAAAUUGGCAAAAGCUAUUAAACGUGCAAGAUCAUUUGGAUUAAUCCCUUCUACACAUAGACGCAAAGCUGAUUUUUAUGAUGUAGAACUUAUGAUGUCACAAAUGAAAAAUAAAAAAGCUUCGGACUUUAUGGAUUUUGAGUGA
Molecule: messenger RNA, 672 nt
Organism: Funneliformis caledonium
Lineage: Eukaryota; Fungi; Glomeromycota; Glomeromycetes; Glomerales; Glomeraceae
Source: the annotation of a GenBank genome assembly